This is a messenger RNA of Oryza sativa Japonica Group (Japanese rice), 1255 nucleotides long. NCBI's taxonomy places the organism in Eukaryota, Viridiplantae, Streptophyta, Magnoliopsida, Poales, Poaceae. The record is from RefSeq and is a predicted model, not a curated record.
AAUCCAUCCCCGACGCCGGUGGGUCCCCUCCCCUUCCCCCCUCCCCUCCGGCGAACUCCGAGCUCUUCCCGGUGAGCGCCGCCGAUUCGGCCGGAGAGGCUCGCCGGAGUCGCCUCCGCCCUGCCCACGAUGGCCGCCAACUUCUGGACGUCGUCGCACUGCAAGCAGCUGCUGGACCAGGAGGACGUGGACAAGGUCCCCCAGGCGGACAGCGACCGGGGCAUCACGCUGGAGGAGUUCCGCCUCGUCAAGAUCCACAUGUCCUUCCAUAUCUGGCGAUUGGCACAACAGGUGAAAGUUAGACAAAGGGUGAUAGCUACUGCUGUUACUUAUUUCAGGCGUGUAUACACAAGAAAGAGCAUGACUGAAUAUGAUCCUCGUCUGGUAGCACCAACCUGUUUGUAUUUGGCAUCAAAGGUGGAAGAGAGCACAGUGCAAGCAAGACUUCUUGUCUUUUACAUAAAAAAGAUGUGUGCUUCUGAUGAGAAGUACCGGUUUGAAAUCAAGGAUAUCCUUGAAAUGGAAAUGAAGCUCCUGGAGGCACUUGACUAUUAUUUAGUUGUUUACCACCCAUAUCGUCCUCUUUUACAGUUAUUGCAGGAUGCUGGCAUAACAGAUCUGACACAAUUUGCCUGGGGAAUUGUCAAUGAUACUUACAAGAUGGAUCUUAUUCUCAUACACCCACCAUAUAUGAUAGCAUUAGCCUGCAUCUACAUUGCAAGCGUUCUUAAAGACAAGGACAUAACUCUGUGGUUUGAAGAGCUCCGUGUUGACAUGAACAUUGUCAAGAAUAUCUCGAUGGAAAUUUUGGACUUCUAUGACACCUACAAGAUUGAUCCUCAAAGAGGGCUCCCAGAGGACAAAAUAGCCCCUGUGAUGAACAAACUGCCUUCAAAGGCCUAAAGCAGACUGAGCCCUAGUUCAGUUGUUAUCAGUCUGAGCGUCAAAUCACCUUAUGCUCGUACAACAGGAAAUAUGUGUCACCUUCCUUGGAGAACUUUAUAUUUCAAAGCCAUAUAUAUAUAUAGUAUCAGAAUUCAGAAUUGCCCCUAACGAACGAUUUAAUUCAGAAUUCCGAACUAUAUACAGCUGUUCCUGUUGCAGCAGCUUGCGAGGCAAAUCAUUUACAAUGAAGAUCCCAACGGGUUGGGAAUGGUCUGUAUCUGUAUGUGUUUUUGAUGUGUAAAAAAAAACAUGGCUUUGGUACUAUUUAGUUUCUAUAGCAAAUGAAAUCCUGAAAAAUUCUUGCGGUGUC